AUGCCUUCUCAACUCCUCACCCUCCUCCUCUCGAGCAUGCUGCUCAGCCUAUCAACCGCCGGCCUCGUCCCUCUCGAGCGCCGCGCAAUCGGCUGUGGUACCUGCUACGAAGUCGGUUCCAAGCGCAUCACCAUCAACGGCGGAAAUUCUUGCUAUGUGGAUUGUUCGUUGCAGCAAGUCGAUAGCGCUUCCGAAGUUUGCUGUGGGAGGUUUGGAGUUGGAAGUGGUUGGAGAAAUGGGGAACGGAAAGGGGUUGGGAGUUGUGGUGCGAACACUAGGGGUGGUGGUGGUGGUGGUGAAGAUGGAAAGGAUCGAGUUCGGUGCCGUGACCUGUCUUUGCCUUUAGGAGAGGUAGUCUUGAUUCUUGUGUAUGGAGUGGCGAUUGAUGAGAAAAGUCUCGAUUUCUUCAAGAUACUUGUCUUUUCUUGUGUCUCUCAUCAUACAUCGCUUUCCACUUGAAAACUUCCCGAAAAGUCAGAAUCGUCUCGCUCCAGACGCAUAUCGGUGACCAGAGCUUAUCGGUCUCCUUGCCUGGUUCACGGAGGCUGCCAGUCACGAUGUCCGGAAUUCAUGCUUAUGCCAAUCUUCAGCGAGUUCUUGCAUGUUCG
This is a messenger RNA of Sphaerulina musiva SO2202, 608 nucleotides long. RefSeq lists its product as uncharacterized. The record is from RefSeq and is a predicted model, not a curated record. Lineage: Eukaryota; Fungi; Ascomycota; Dothideomycetes; Mycosphaerellales; Mycosphaerellaceae. The coding region runs from base 1 to 459 and encodes 152 amino acids. The transcript is spliced from 2 exons.